GAGGCCGCUGUCUGUGCGCUCUUGGGUAAAUAUUCGUUUAUUUUUGCAAUUUUCUAUUGUGUGAUUGCUGGACAGUGUUUUUCGUUGGAUUGAUUUUGGUUAAGGAUGAGGUGCCGGGGUUCAGGAUGCUGAGGGGCUGAGAGGGUCGCACGAUGCCAGGACUCGACGCCUUAGGGGCGCUCUCCGUCCUUAAGGAUAAGGCGUCCGGCAUCUUCCGCAGCAAUGUGCGGUACGAGGAGUUCGAGAUGCCUCACAAGAACCUACAGGAUGUCCAGCCCACUCUUGGAUAUGCCAAAGGCGAAGGCCUCCCCAGAUCCCCGGAGUCCCCCCCUGAGCCAGAGAGACCACCCCUCAGGCACAUCGACAAGUACAUCGCCCCCGAGUGUCCCUGCCUCUCCAAGCGGUAUACCAUCGCCAUGCUCACCUGCGCGGGCUUCAUCAUUUCCUUCGGUAUGAGGUGUAACAUGGGCAUGGCGAAGUUAAAGAUUUUUGGAGAGCCAACCAAAACCCAUCAUCAUGGAAACCAUUCUCAUCCCGACGAACCAAAGGAGGACGACGAUGAGGUUCAUUUCAACUGGAGUGUGGGAAUGGAGAGUGCCGUAGACUCCUCGUUCUUCUGGGGGUACCUCGUAACCCAGGUUCCCGGUGGUUUUUUGGCCUCCAAGUAUCCUGCCAACAGAGUGUUCGGCACAGCGAUCGCUUGCUCGUCGUUCCUGAACCUUCUGGUGCCCGGAGCGACUAUGCUUCACCCAAUGGCCGUCAUUCUGGUGCGGGUGUUACAAGGUUUAGUAGAGGGAGUAACGUACCCCGCGUGUCACGGCAUUUGGAGGUACUGGGCGCCACCACUAGAGCGCUCCCGCCUCGCUACCAUCGCGUUCUGCGGCUCAUACGCUGGAGUUGUCGUGGGGAUGCCGCUCUCUGGCAUGCUCAUAGCUUCCUUCAGUUGGCAGGCUCCCUUUUAUUUUUAUGGUGUCGUUGGUCUGCUAUGGUAUUUGGUGUGGCUAUGGCUCUCCUUCGAGCGACCCUCCAAGCAUCCUACCAUCUCGGGGCGAGAACUGAUGUACAUAGAGCAGAGUAUUGGUACUACCACCCAGGCCGCUCUCCCUACCAUCGCUACCACCCCUUGGCGUGCUUUCUUCACCUCCAUGCCCGUUUACGCCAUCAUAGUCGCCAACUUUUGUAGGUCCUGGAACUUCUAUCUAUUAGUCCUCUUCCAGGCCAGCUAUCUCCUGCACAAUUUUCACCUCCAGAUCGAAGAGACCGGGUUUAUCGGUGCACUGCCCCACUUGCUAAUGACAGUGAUAGUUCCCUGCGGUGGCCUACUGGCUGAUCAUAUCCGCAAAAAGGGAAUCAUGUCGACCACCAACGUACGGAAGAUAUUUAACUGCGGCGGCUUCGGUAUGGAGGCCGUCUUCUUCAUCGUGGUCGCUUACGCGCGGUCAGCCUUCACUGCCACGCUCGCCCUUACCUUUGGAGUAGCCUUCAGUGGGUUCGCAAUAUCAGGUUUUAACGUUAACCACCUGGACAUCGCCCCGCGUUACGCCAGUAUUCUGAUGGGGAUGUCGAACGGUAUCGGCACCAUCGCCGGUCUUAUCUGCCCCAUAGCCAUCGACUACAUCACUUACAAUCAAACGCACGAAAGCUGGAAGCACGUGUUUCUGUUGGCGGCGACGGUCCACUUCAUAGGUGUCACGUUUUACGCGAUCUACGCGUCUGGGGAGUUGCAGCCCUGGGCGGAGCCCGAGUCCGAAGAGAAGAAACCCUGGGAUCCUCUUGAGGGGGCGAAGCCCCAGUGGGACCCCAUGGAAAGUGCAAUCACUAGUCCGCCGGAGAAGCUUCCACCUACCAACCCGUUUGCACAACCCGCACCCACGAACCCCUUCAAGGCGCAGAUGCUCAACUAUGGGUCCAUGGACCAAGGGCCCGGGGGACAGUUCGGGUACUCGAACCACAUCAUGACUGAAGCUGUUCAACCCGAGAGCAAGGACAGCUACAUGCACGACCCCCAGGCCUACUAACCAGCUCCUGCACUCCUUAGUUCAAUAUCAGAUAGGUAUUAAACCACAUCAAGGAGCUGGUUUAGAGAUUAAACUACGCUACCAUUUUCAGUCAUGGGGUGUAUAAUUCGCCGAUAUUUCUAAAACUAAAAAAUUCUUACUGGAGUAUUCUUUAUCUGUUAAUUUCUUUUAUUGUUAUAAUAUAUUCUAAAUGUUAUGAAAAACGCACACAUGUGCUCUAUGUAUUGAUUGACAUGUAAAUUGAUUGGAGUGAAGAACUGUUGACAAAAAAAAUUGAGUCUACAUACCAUGUAUGAAUUUUAGAAGAAUAUAAAAGCUUACAAAUUUUAAUGAGCAUGAGCAAAAAAUGUCUUUAAAUUAUUAACAGAACUGUAAAAUCGAUUUAGAAUCUCCUGUACUUUUGAUUUAUGUUAUAUUUUUACACAAGGGUGUUUGCUUUCUAGUGUAAUUCAAUUCGUUUAUCCAAAGACAUGUUGACUGUUAGCAUCCUCAUAGAUUAGAUAUAUUUUCUACUUUUAGGUGGAUGAAAUAAAUUUAAUGUCUAAGCAAAUAUAAAUUCAAUAAAAUGGCUAAAAUUUAAUUCAGUUUUUUAAAUUUUUCACAUAAGCAAAUUAUACGUGAAUUGUAUAGCAUUCGUUGAUUACGGCUACAAAACUAUGUAUUCUUUAAAUUACAUAUAUUUCAAAAAUAGCCAUUUUAUUUUUAAAGGUACUCUAGUCUAUUCCCAUUUCUGUAGCACAAACACUCUGCCUUAAUGUUUCCCACGCUCUUGUUAUUUUAUAAACCAGUACAGUGCAUAUUUUUUCAGAUACUAAAUAGUAGUAUACAGGAUCGUGAGGUAGGUGAAGAUAAUUAAUCUUAACAGCGUGAAGGUUUUAUAUACAGUUGAAAGUCUUCUGAUUCUGUACUCUGUUCUGUACAGAACACUCUAAUUCAUGCGAAUAGCUAUAAAUCGGAAACUUAUAACUAUUUACAAAUUAAACCGGCUAUAACUGUCUGUAACUUCUUUAAAGUAAAUUUAACACCAAAUGUUGGAUUUGUUAUCCGUUUCACAUCCAAGUGGAUUCAAUUAUUUAUUUUAUCCGGUUUUUAUAUCUCAAAUGUAUCAGAUGUACCGUUUCAUGAGAUUUGUCUAAUAAUUUCAUGUUUUAACAGACUUUGGUCUCCAAUAUCUCCUAAGGUGUAAUAUAUACUAAGGUAAUGCUUUCAAAAGUUCAAUAAGAAAAUAAGCUGUCAAAUUAUAUACUUACAAACUUCAAUUGAUUGAACACUUACCAUUUGUGAAUCCAUCUGUUGAUAUUAACUUAGGGCUACUGCCAUGUAUACGGAUUUAAAAGUUCUUGAUAGGUUUUGGUAUUUUAAAUUGCAUGUUAAUUUACUUAAAAACAAUUUAUAGAAGAUAUUUUAAAAAAAUAAAUAGGAUUAAUGUAUUCACCAAAAUUGGAUGAAGUAGCAUCGUGUUCUAUAGUAUUUUUUAUAUUUCAAAAUCAACGCUUCCCAUUCUUCAUUUACUUAAAACUAUCGCUUUAGCUCCACACAUUAAAAAAACAGAAUAAAGUCUCUUCAUCAACCUCACAACUUAUGAUGUAAAGAAAACAUCCGUAUAACGAAAUCAAAACUUAAAAUUAUGCGACCGUAGUUAAACUAGUAACAUCAUUUGGUUAGAAAUAAAUACAAUGUAUUGUUUUUAAAAUUAUGUCUAGUUUUAAGUUAAAUACUGAAUACACUGUGUGUUAGUUUGAUAAUUCUUUAAACGCCUCAGAUCAAACCUGUUGUUUGCGAUGAGUUGGCCAAGAAGGUAUUUUUAUAGCUUCUAACUCUUGCCAGUAGUAUUAGUGACUUUCUCAGUGUGUUUGAAUAAAGGACUAGAGAACUACGUCAUUGAAAAGACACACAUACAUUAGACGAGCUAAUGCGUGCUUUAGCAGCGCGUUAAACUUGGCAGAUGUAUUUAUUUAUUUAUGUAAAUUAAAAACAGUGAUCAUUUGAAGUGUUUUAUUUAAUUUAUUAUAACUUUACCAUAACGGUUAUUUGUUUCUAUUGUCAUUCCAUAGCAAAAUAUUAAUUUUUAAGGUAUAUAAACACGAUAUUAUUUGUCUCAAGAGUUGUAUUUGUAAUAUUCACUGUUUAUAUACAUACAUUGCUCGUGACUAUAUUGGUAGUGGUAUGACACUGAUUUCUCUGAGUGUCUUUGGAUGAGUCUAUAUGUAUAUGUGUAUCUUUUCUUCAAUGAUCUAAGUUUUAAAAGAUCAUGUUUGUACUAACAGAUGACCGCCUCAGAGUUCAGAAUAUAGAACUAUGUAAAUGCCUUUUUAUGUGUAUUAAUGUACAUUUAAGUCAGGGAUCCUGACCUACGACAAUAUAGUGAAUGUACAGAGGUUUCGAUACGCCUAACUUAGAGUAGAGCAAGCCGCAAUCAACUAUGUUCAUCCCUCAACGCCAUUCACGCUUACAUCGUCAGCUGCAGGAUGUGGUUUACUUUGUGCGAAAUAAUAUACAUAAUGAGUGAUUCAAAAAGAGAACUGGUUUUCAGAUAUAAAGUCAAAAUAUUUACUUUAAUACAAAACUAAAAAUAAAUAUACCAAUAUGUUUAUAUAACUUUCCGAUUUCACAUAUGAAAUAUGAUAUCAUGCAUGUGAUCUCUACUGCUCUGGCACGUAACAAUUCUGUCCGUGAAAUUCACAAUUACUGCACGAUAAGUUUCCACUUCCAUCUCGUCCAAAACCUGUCGAGUCAUGGGGUUUUAUUGGUAUAUACGAAUGACUUCAGAUAACCCCAAGAAUGAAAGUCACAAGGUGGAUGUCAGCGACAUGUAUAACAUCAUAUUUCAUACGUGAAAUCGGAUGGUUAUAUCAAUAUGUAAAUGUAUAAAAUUUUUAGUUUUUUAUUAAAAAUAAUCUAUUAAUUUGAUACCGGUAUAUCAAAACCAGCACUCUUUUUUAAUCAGUCGAUGCGUUUGAAAGCUAUUCGAAUUAAUUCACUGAGAUUAAAAUUAUAAUUAUGUUUUACUUCAUUCGGACUAGAAUUUCAUUGUAAGAGUCCAACGACCUUAAAUUACUUAAAAUAUAUUUAUGAAAUUUUAAUGAAUUAAAUCUAAAAUAAAUAUUUUAAAUACUAAUAUAUUUAUUUUAAUUUAAAACAGCAGAAUAUCGUAACUUUAUGUAAGAAACCAGUGUAAUCUCCAUAAAUAUACAUGAUAACUUAUAUUGAACCAUUCAAAAUUAAUGAGUUGAGCCAUGAGAUGAACGAAAGAUUGUUUAUUGCGGUACUUAGUUUAGUUCAUAAAUGUCGUCUACUAGAUGUAUUAAUAAUCCUCAAUAAAUGAAGACAAUAAGGUUUUAUUAUUUUCCUUGACAAUAAUGAUUUGCCUCGCUUUUGAGCAUUUUAUAUAGUAGUAGUCGAUGAGUUAAUUACAAUGUUUUAUGGCAUAUUUAUUACAUUUUAAUAUACAUUAUACAAUUGUACUUUAAAUAAGAGGAGAGUUUUGAACUUCAAUAGAAUAUUUAUUACAGUGUAUUUCGGCCUUUAGAAAAAGUAUUCUGUAGCUAAGUUAAGUAUUAUUAUUUGUGUCUUCUUUGCUCUUGUUCAUCGUAAAUUAAAGGUACUUAGGCUAUGGGCUGUAAAUUUGAUUUGAAUUUGUAUCGUGUUAAAUUUGUUGAUUAUAUUGGUAGCACAUACUUUUGUAAGACCAGCCAGGGAUGUAGAAGAUUUGCAAAUAGUUAAAUAAACCAAUUUAAUGUUGCCUGUGGAAGAGUGGUUACCAAAAUUAUUAAAAUAUUCUUUAUUAUUGCUAUCUUGGAUUAUAUAGAAAUGUACAAACAUAAUUUUGCAUAUUAUUAAUAUUUUUAAUAGUAUUAUAAUUAGUUUUGUCGGCAUUUCAAGAGCUCAAAAUUUUUUUUCAUGCCUUUUGAUCAUUUUAUUAAACAAUAAGUCAUUUAUAAAUAUUCUUAUUUCAUUAGCAAAUUGUAUAAAUUAAGCUUGUUUGUAUAUAAAUGUGAAGGCUUUAUUAGAUUGUAAUACUAUCAGCUGGGCGUUGUGGAUAUAAUAUUUACAUCUUUUUAAAUACAUUUUACUUUGCAAAAGAAUCAGCCGUGUGUUAUGCUUUAUUAUACUUGUUAGUUUCUUUUUACAAAGUAAUCAUAUUUGGACUGUUUUACACCAUAUAAUUUAUACUCUGCUAUUUACAGUUAUUACUAUUGAUUCUCACAUUUAUUAAUAUUUUCUCCACAUUCUCAGAUGUAGUAUUUGUUAGAUAACUGUAACAAUACGCGAAGUAUGCGACUUUGAAAAGGCUGUGUUGACAAUAAUUAAUAUUAAGGAAUACUUACUUGUAAGUGUAGGAUUAAGUGUAGAAAUUAGUAUAUUACAUUUAAUCGAAAUGGAGUAUUAAGGUUUUUUUUUGUGAAGUUAACUUAUUAUUUAUAGUGUUUUAUAGAUGGAUAAUUUUUAUUAAGCAAUCCUCUUUGGUAUAUUGUUAAAUAAUUGGUAUGCUCCGGAAGAAAAGCUUUUUUUAAUAUUUAAAAUUAUUAAGCGUAACAAGAACAACGUAUGUAACCUCAUUGUAUAUUUCUGCACUCAUAAUGUCCCAGAUGCACUUAUACGUAUUUUAACACUGCACGUAAACUAAUACUAACCAAAUUAUUUAUUACAUUAAAUUCAACCAUAAUUUUAUUCCCUUUCCCCUCCAAUAUCGUUACCAAUACUAUUAUGAAUAUGUUACUUAAUACUGCACAUCCUUGCCCUCAAUGCACCAUCAUUAUUAGCACACGUUAAUGGCAUCUUGUCUUAGUAAUCUCUAUCAUACGUUUUACUGUACCACAGAAAGAAUUGCUAUUUUUAUUUAAAUUUCAACAAAAUUAAAGCUUUUUUAUUCGUAGCCAUAUUAUUUUUGGAACAUAGAGAUAUAUAUUUAUUUAUGUUUUAUAUUACAAAGUAUCUGAUUUUAAAGUAUUAUCUAUAAAAUAUAAUUAUUAGUUUAAUUUGGUGGCUUUCCGCACCUUUAUUUUGAUAUGGGUCUCUCUUAAAUUAUGUCUUUCGUUUACAGAAACUUUUCAAUAUAUUCUUAGUAACAUAAUCUUGCAGAUCUUGGUCUUCCACCAUUAAAUUGUUUUUUAUUGUAAUGUGAUCGUAUUUUUUGUAAACUAUGAUGCAAAACACGUAUGGUAAAUUAAUUAUUUCAUUUAAUAAAUUUAACAAAACUAACAGAUCUGAUUUGAUGGAAUAUCAAAGUGUGUAGUGCAAUACUCAAGUGAAUUAAACAUGUUUGCAAUAUUACCAUAUGAAAAUUAUUAGAAAUUAAACAAUAUCAUAAGUUUUAAAGUUAGUCAUGCAAAACCUAUGCCGUGAUCUACCAAUUGAAUAUCUACUUUAUUAAAUUUUAUAAGCUUAUAGCUUACUAUUGAUAGAGGUCAUGCGUAUAGAAAAUGUGUAAAAAUCCUAAUGAAAUUUUUAAUUAACACAAUUACCGAUUUAUGAUGUACUAUUGCUAUUAGAUUACAUAUAUUUUAAGUUUGGAAGAAAUAAUAGCGAAGAUGUUAAAAUCAAAGAAUAAUUUACUUUUAUAUAUUAAUAAUUACCCAGAACAGCGUUACAGCAUGCUAUACUGUACUUGAACUAUUUGUCAAUAAAGAUUAACUAAAAAUAGUGAAGAUAAUUAAAGAAUAAUAUACAAAAAUUAAAAAUGGAGAAAUAAAAAGAUUUCUCAUGUAAUAAUUAGAUAUAACUUUGAUAUACAAUUCCAGAAAUAAAAAAACCCCAAAAGUGUAUAUUUAACAUAUUUAAAAUAAUAUUUACACAACAUUGAAAUCAAAAAUAGCCAAGAAAAAUAAAAAGUGUUUUAAUAGAAGUGUAUUUUUAUGUGGAUAAAAAUUGUAAAUGAAGAAUUUUUUAAUAAUUCGGAAUACCUUUUUGCUAUAGUUUCUAUUAGUAUAAAAAGUUUUAAUUAGUAUAAAAACAAAAUCCAUAUACUAUUUAAUAUAUAUACAUAUAUAUAGAUAUAUAUUUAGAAAAAAUAUUUAUAUCAUACAUCAUUCAAGAGACUAGAAAAUUAUUUACAUUAUUUACGGAAUUUAUAUCAUUAUACAAGUAGUAUAAUUAAUGUACUUAUUCAUUUCUACAUUUUAGCGUAAAAAAAUUCCAAGAUUUAAAUUAAUUGUUCUACUAAGCAAUGGCUCUAAACAUAUCUAAAUUUACAUUUUGCUUCAUUGAAAACUCGUUGCAUUAAUCAAAAAUAAAAAUACAUUUAGUAUAAACAAUCUUGGAUGAGAGUAAAAAUAUAGUUUCAGAGUAAUGUUACAAACGUGAAUACGUUCAAAUUUCAAUAUAAAUGAAUAUCCAAGGAAUACAAGAUAAUAAUCUUAUGCUUGCUUACUAUCUAGAUUCAUAAGUGCAAUAUGUAAACGACAAUAAUGUGAAAGUGAAGUUGUAGAAUGAGACAAUAACCUUUUUUAUGUACAUUGAAAGGGAUCAAUUUUGAUAAUCUUUGGUAGAAUUGUAAAGGUUCUCUCUAGAUAAUCAUCAGGCACUGGUUGACUCGCACUCUAUAUUUGUCAAAUUGAGAAGUUUAAAAAAGCACUUGUUAAAUAAGUUCACUGCUACAGUUUAUAAUUUUUUAAGGUAUCCGUAGAGUAAAUGAACUACUGUAAAAAUUAGGAUAGUCAGAAACGUUGUACCAUAGGUGAUAGCAUUUAUUAACUUCUGUAAAUAUUAACCUGUAAGAAAAUAAUUAUCAUGUACGUAUGACGUGAGAAAGUGAAUAAUAUGAAAGUGAAUAGUAUUAAUGUGAGAGCGUGUUAGAGUGAGCGUCAGUAUUAAUUAGUAUUGCUUUACAGUUUUGAUUAUUUUCACAUUUACAUGAAGAAGACACUAAGAAAGACGAAAGCUAUGUAGGUUAUUAUAUUUAUUAGUACGCUUGGUUUUUUUGAAAACCAAAUAGUAGUUUUAACGUGUAAUUCAAGUGUAUCACUAGCUAAGUUGUAUAUUUCACUAAAAGCGAGAAUUCACUUAAUUUAGCAUUGUUCUCGGCUACUAAACAUAUUUGUAAAUACUCUUCCUUGUAACAUGUGUUAGCCCUUAAGGGCUUUAAUGAUCAUAUUCUACUUACUUAUCCACUUGUGUAUACUUAUGUAAAUGUUAGAUUUAGCGAGUAACUUUAUCCCGCCCUCUAUUCAAUUAAAAUUAGUGAGUUAGUAAAUGUUAAGUGUUCCACAGUUUUGGUUCGUAUAUUUUGUGUAGUUUGUAGUUUACGUAUUUAUUCCCUUUACAGCUGAGUGCGUAGAAAUGUUCGAUCACCGCCGUACCACUAAUCUGAGUUAGUAUCGUGUAAUAGAACAACUUACUGUGUUUCUGUAAAUACUGUAAAUAGUGUACGUGCUACAUUAGACUAUUAUCGGAUCAGUUUACUGAAUGUUUUUGUUUCAUAUAGUUUAUGAAAAGUUAUGUAAGAGGAGUAACAGAUGUUCUUGAUUCUGAAUUCUGAUCGGCCGUCUGCCAGCAAUAAUGGUGACGUGUGAUCAGUUGUGUAUGGUUUAUAUAAAUGUUGUUGAUGGCUUCCCAUUCACAUAUAAGAUGGCUCGCAAACGUCGUGUGUGUCGCAGAUGUGUUGUUUCUAAUCAGUAUGUUGGACUAAUUUGUGAGGUGGUGACUAAAUAACUCGUACAUCAUUUAUACCCUCCACACAACUGUUUUACUUAUUUUUAAAACUAACUUCUUUUGCAUUAAAUUCACUACACUUUAAUGUGUGUGGAAAUAUUUAUUCCCCAAUAAAGUAUACAUAAUAAAAAUUUACGUGAAAAGCAAUUUGAUAUUUGUCUUCAUAUAAGGUAUGGUUAGAACGAAUCGAAACUCUUUAUAUAAAAUAAAAUUUAAAAAUUUAGAAAUAAUACAACUUCAUGAAUUUAUCACGACAAAGAAAUCAAAUAUAUUUUAUAAAUUGAUGCAUUAUUCAGAAAAUACACUUUUACUGAGCACUACUAAAAAUAAUCUAACUAAAUAUGACUAACGUGAAAUAAAAAAAAAACAUGCUGUGAAAGAAGUAAUGUUUAAAUAUAUAAAGAAUAAUGCGAAUAACAACCUACAAUUAUUAGAAGUAAUAUAGUGCAACAGUAAUUCAACACUCGCAUGACAAUAAAAUUCAAAGCAACUUGCAGCCACGUCUAAGAUAAUUCAUAAACAUGUUCUAGAGUCUAUGGUCUGUACAUAUUCCACCUUCCUAGGUUUAGCACUAGGGCGAACGAAAUAACUCAUUUCCCAUAAGUCCUAGACUAACCUUACUGAAUUGUAUCUUAAUCUGUAACUAGAGCACUGAAAUAGUGUUACCAGAACAUAAGUGUUACAAUUUCUAUAAGCAUACAAUGCAACUGCAAUACAGUAUUUUAUAACAAACAUUAUCAGAGUUCCAUUCCAAUUCUAACAACAAAUUACUACUACUUUGAAUACGUUAACUAGAUCUUCUGUGUUGUAAGUUAUAACAUAUCUGACAGAACUACAUCAUGUAAUGUUCAAAAUUAAUAUCAAUAUUUAUUUUGGAAUGUAUUCCUGUUAUAUUAGAGCACAUGUGGAGGAGUUUUCAACAUUGUUUAUUGACGUUCUUAGUUGUAAAAAUAAAAUGUAAAAGUUGUUUUUUAUUACUGCCCUGAGUCUUCAAAAUCUUCUUAAAGCUCUAGAUUGUUAGUUUUGUAUAUUUUACCGAAUAUUACGUUACUUUUGUUAGUUUCUGCGACACACACGAGGAGAGCAGCCUAUCAGGCAAUACCGGGCGAUCUUGGCCCAUCAAUUACAGUAUGUGUUCCUCUGUACAUACUAGCCUACUGACAUGUUAGUAAAUGUUGAACUCUAA
Molecule: messenger RNA, 10854 nt
Organism: Homalodisca vitripennis (glassy-winged sharpshooter)
Lineage: Eukaryota; Metazoa; Arthropoda; Insecta; Hemiptera; Cicadellidae
Gene: VGlut
Product: vesicular glutamate transporter 1
Exons: 15
Coding region: 153-2018 (621 amino acids)
Biological process (GO): neurotransmitter loading into synaptic vesicle; synaptic transmission, glutamatergic; monoatomic anion transport
Cellular component (GO): excitatory synapse; synaptic vesicle membrane
Molecular function (GO): L-glutamate transmembrane transporter activity; neurotransmitter transmembrane transporter activity
Source: RefSeq, a predicted model, not a curated record